AUGGCUGGACCUCAGCUCCGCUUCGCGACUUUGUUGCUGCUGCUCCUGGCCGUCGCCUGCGUCGGCUCUGUGUCGGCCGAGGCGCCGUUCGCGCCCGAGACGCGACUGCUGCGCCAGCACGUGCACGAGUCCGUCGACUCUGUCACGCAGACCGCCAUCCUCGAAUCCAGCAGCACCAGCAACUCCGACUCCGGCUCGGGACCGGAACAAGAAUCUGCGACGGCCAACACGGAAACCGCAGAAACAUCGACUUCAACGCACCACAAGGGUCCUACGAUGAUGUCUUUCGCGGGUCCCACAAUUGCCGGUGUGCUGGCCAUCGUACUCAUCGGUGCGGUCGUCACCUUCAAGAAUCGCAUGGGCAAGUGA
Phytophthora nicotianae INRA-310 is the source of this 369-nucleotide messenger RNA. RefSeq lists its product as hypothetical. The record is from RefSeq and is a predicted model, not a curated record. The transcript has a single exon. Lineage: Eukaryota; Oomycota; Peronosporomycetes; Peronosporales; Peronosporaceae. Bases 1 to 369 code for a protein of 122 amino acids.